AGAAAAUUUUCACAUAUUUCCAAAUUCCAAUCUCACACAAACAGAAAUUGAAGUCUUGGUGAUUUCACACCAGCACCUCUAUAAAAGGCGGCUGCAGCGCUUCACAUUAUUCACCCUCCUCUCUCAUCAAUUCUCUCUUCAUUUUGUCCCCUACAAAAAGAGAGGAAGUUAAAGUAAUAAAUUUGUAUUAAUUUUUAGAAAAUUGAAGAUGUAUUCUCAAUAUAAAAGCAGCAGCAAUGGCGGAAUUGAGAGUGGUGUGAGAGAGAGGGAAGUGGCGGUGGCCAACAAGAGAAGUAUGAGGGGAUGCGACGUCGUUUUGAGGUUCUUGGCUCUGGCGCUCGGCUUCGCCGCCGCGGUGGUUUUCGGCGUCAAUAAGGAGACCGAAAUGGUGGCGGUGACUUUGGUCGCCUCGCUGCCGCCGGUCAAUAUUCCGGCCACCGCCAAAUGGAACUACUUGUCGGCCUUUAAGUACUUUGUGGUGGCAAAUGCUAUAGCUUGUGGCUAUGCAGCCAUUUCAUUAGUCCUAACCCUAGCAAAUAGAAAUGGUAGAAAGGGGAUCACAACAUUGGUCAUCAUCUUGGACCUGGUAAUGGUGGCGCUCCUAUUCUCCGCCCUCGGAGCCGCGGGCGCCAUCGGCCUCAUGGCCAAGCAGGGGAACUCGCACGUGCAAUGGAAUAAGGUGUGCGAUUUGUUCGACAAAUUCUGCGAGCGGGGGGCCGCCUCCAUCGGCCUCUCCGGUGCGGCCGCGGUGGCAUUCUUCGUAUUGGUGGUGCUUGCUAUCUUCAACCUCCACAAGAAACACUAGAUAGGAAUGGUGAAUGCUUUGUUUUUGCGCCGUGAAAUUAGGUUGCUUAUCAACAGUUUUAAAUUCAUGUUCUUGUAUAAAUAAGGCGUUUGAUUUUUAUUUUUUUUAAUUGAAAGGGUAUGUUUAAUUAUUA
Salvia miltiorrhiza (redroot sage) is the source of this 938-nucleotide messenger RNA. RefSeq names its product CASP-like protein 1E2. Bases 209 to 805 code for a protein of 198 amino acids. The record is from RefSeq and is a predicted model, not a curated record. The transcript is spliced from 2 exons. Lineage: Eukaryota; Viridiplantae; Streptophyta; Magnoliopsida; Lamiales; Lamiaceae.